Molecule: messenger RNA, 1107 nt
Organism: Trifolium pratense (red clover)
Lineage: Eukaryota; Viridiplantae; Streptophyta; Magnoliopsida; Fabales; Fabaceae
Exons: 4
Coding region: 1-1107 (368 amino acids)
Source: RefSeq, a predicted model, not a curated record
AUGGCAACCUUCAACAAUGGUCAAUUCCCUGCGAAUCUUCCAGUCUUGGAUGGAAAGAAUUAUGAUAAUUGGAGCAAACAGAUGAAAGUUUUGUUCAAUUAUCAAGAUGUGAUGGAUCAAGUGAUUAAUGGUGUGGAAUCACUCCCAGAAGGUGCAACAGAGGUUCAAAGAACUCAACACAAAGAAUUGAAGAAGAAAGACUACAAGGCAUUGUUCAUAAUCCAUCAAAGUGUAAGCCCUGAUAUCUUUGAAAAGGUUGGAGAUUGUGAAUCAGCUAAGCAAGCUUGGGAUAUCUUGGCUACAGCUUAUGCUGGAGAUCAGAAGGUGAAGAAAGUGAAGCUACAAACCCUAAGAAGCAAGUUUGCACAGCUACAAAUGGAAGAGAAAGAAACUGUAAGUGAAUUCUUUACAAAGAUUGCAAAAUUAGUUAAUGAAAUGAAAGCAUGUGGUGAAAUUGUGUCUGGUACAAUGAGAGUUGAAAAGAUACUGAGAUCUUUAACUCCUAAGUUUGACUAUGUGGUAGCUGCAAUAGAAGAGUCUAAAGAUCUUGACACUAUCAAGCAGGGUAACAAGAAUAAGAAAGGAAAGGGAAAAUGGCAAGGCAAUAAGGGAAAAGAUAGUUAUCAGAAUGGAAAUGGAAAAGAGAAUCAAGAUACCAAAGGAGGUGGAAAUCAGAAGAAACAGUUCAAUGGUGGUAGAGGUGGUUACAAUGGAGGUGGAAGAGGUGGAAGAGGUGGAAGAGGUGGCAGAGGUGGAAGAGAUGAAUGUAGAUUCAAAGAGGAAUCAAGUGAUGCUGAAGCCAAAAUGGCUAGAAAUGACGAUGAUGAUGAAGGCUCAGUUAUGCUUCUUGUAACUACAAAAGAUGAAAGUGACCUUCAAGAUGAAGGCUACUCAGAAUCACAAUGUAUGAAAUGUAAUCUACUCAGUAUAGGCCAAUUGCUAGAGAAAUAUUACAGAAUUAUAAUGGAGAAUAGGUUGCUGAAAGUGUACAACACUAAAGGCAACUUGAUGUUAAAAACUGAAAUGUCAAAGAAUAGAACAUUCAAGAUUGGGCUCAAUGUUCUGAAUCACAAGUGCUUGAUGACUGCAUCAAGAAGAGAAGAAUGA